CUUAGCAUCAUCACAAAAUCGUAGUUCACUACAAGAGUGUCUUUGGGAGUCUGAGAGUAACCAAAAGUCUUAAAGUUUUCAAAAUCAAAACAAAUCGGGAAUUGUGAUAAAAUAUCCUUCUUUUCUAAAUAAAAAUUAUUAAAAACAUAAUUAACUAUGAAUUUCGUCACAGCAUUGAUUGUUGCUAUUUGCGCUGGAGUUGCAUCCGCCCAAUUACGUCCAAGAGUCCCUAUUUCAUCGGCUUAUGAUCGUGAUGCAGUGAUCUUAAAACAAAACUACGACUUGAACCCUGAUGGUUCAUAUGCCUAUAAUUUCGAAACUAGCAAUGGAAUUCGGGCCGAUGAGGCUGGUUACCUCAAGAAUCCCGGCUCUCAAUUGGAAGCUCAGGUUAUGCAAGGAUCCUACUCUUACACUGGUCCCGAUGGUGUUGUCUACACCAUAACAUACAUAGCCGAUGAAAAUGGUUACCGUGCUGAAGGAGCUCACAUUCCAACUCCACCACCAGUGCGUGCAAUUAACGCCCCACCAAGAUAUAACUUCAAAUAAGCCAACGGCCGCCAUCUUAAUAGGAAAUCCCACAUUUGAAUAAAUCAACAAAUUUCAUACUUUUCAACAUUUCCAUUCCCAUCCGCAAAGCAGCAAUUUAAGAAUGCAACAGUAAUACGAACGAACCGACAGGCAUUAAUAACUUCUAAGUUUUUCACAAUUUUUUUUUAUCUUUCUCUUUUCUUUCCACUAUCUCUUUAUAUCUCUAUCUUCUUUUUUCCUUGAUACUCUUUCUUAUUCAUAUAUUAUAUAUUUUGUGAUUGUAUAUUAUUAUUUUUGUAUUCUAUUUUUUGUUAAAUAUUCUGUAAAUUGAUUGAUUUUUUAUUUUGUUUAUAAUUUUAAGAACAAUUUGUAAUGUUAAAAAAAUAAUUUAAAUAAAAAUCGAGCAAAACUGCAAUACGAUUGCACAUGAAAACAAA
Molecule: messenger RNA, 965 nt
Organism: Eupeodes corollae
Lineage: Eukaryota; Metazoa; Arthropoda; Insecta; Diptera; Syrphidae
Gene: Cpr47Ea
Product: cuticle protein CP14.6
Exons: 4
Coding region: 157-546 (129 amino acids)
Cellular component (GO): chitin-based extracellular matrix
Molecular function (GO): structural constituent of chitin-based larval cuticle
Source: RefSeq, a predicted model, not a curated record